GUUCUUCAAUUAGGAUCAGAACUCUCAUGUACUAGUUGUACUUACUUAAUUCAAUUGGUAUUGAGUACACGACCUCCCAAACAAGAUAUUCGAAGUAGAACAUCUUCAACAUCAUAGGUAAUUGUGAUUUUUCAACAUAGUCGUACGUAGAUUUAAAAAACCAAAAAGAUGACUUCUUCUCAAAAAGAGAAUGAACUUGCUUCUGAGCAAAACCUCUCCGCAACCAACGAUACCAAGGAGCCAACCAUCAGCGAGUUGGCUAAGCAGUUCUCUAUUCUCGGGACAACCUGCUUCGGAGGCCCAUCCGUCCAUUUGGGCGUGUUUCAGCAGAUGUUCGUUGGCAAGUGGUUUUCGGCAGCCCUCUUCGCGGAGUUGAUGGCUUUCGCCCAUGUCCUUCCGGGUCCAACGUCAACACAGGUUGCGUUUCUUAUAGGAUUAGUGGUUUUGAAACAAGGCAGACAAGAUUUUAUUGCUGAGAAUGGGAGGACGAAUGCCAUCAAAGGCUCUUCUACGUUAACAACGUCACUUUUGGGUGGAGGUGACAGAGCACCAUCACCUUCUAGCGGGACAUCUUCAUGGCCAUGGUUUGUGCCUGGUCUAGUGUCCGGAGGAUGUUUCAUCUUACCAGGAUUCCUCUUCAUGUGUCUUUUGGGGUACCUGACAAAUAUGGCACAGAGCGCACCUUCUGGAGCAGACCAGAGCCACAUUGCCGCUUGUUGCUUGAUUGGUAUGGCGAGGACUAGUGUUUUCCCCACUGCAUUGGUAUGACGAGCUACAUCUAGGGUUCUUCACGAUAUAUUUUUAAAUACUUACUUGUUGUACUUAUACUAGUCGAAGGAAGUGGUUGUUCAACCAAGAUGGAGGUCAUCGUUGUUUCAGAAGAUUCACGGACACUCACACCCUCGUCCCUUUUAAUACUCGCCUUGCGUCUGUUGGCUGGGGGAUGGUCGGGAGCGCUGCGAAGGGCAUGAUUGGUGGAACCUGUGCUGGGUCGCCUUGGAAACUGACUGUCUGUGGUGGGUCUUGCGUUGUGACGCUGCUGCUGUAUCCGACUCCCUACGUGGACUACGUUUUUCCACUUGUAAUCCUCACUGGAGGCGUUGUGGCAGUGCUGAAGGGAGGUACUUAUGGAACUUCAACUUUUUACAUUACUACUCAUGGUGCUGUGAUGUAGUUACUCAUGAUCUUGCUUUUGCUGUUUGUGUUGAUUCAUCUACUUCUAGUACUUUCGCGCACGACUGCUUCGUUGUCGUUUUUCAACACGCCUUAUCUGACUGUCACCAGGUGCGGCCGCCGCGACAAAAGCACCAUCAGCAGACGAGGAAAACCAGCAAGCUGACGCGAAAAACGGGAGUUGUACUGAGAGAACAACUAGCAGCACCACCAGAUUAGUCAGAGAAAAUCCAUUUGCUGUUUGCGUGCUCAUCCUUUGGACCGCAUGUCUGGGAUAUUCAUUAUCCUUCGCUCCUUCGGAUAAUGAGGCUUCGACGGCCAGUAAAAACGAAAGAACUCUAGUAGAGUUAAGGGUAGGUUAAAGGUGCUCAUUUUCUUACCGUUUGUUAUAGCUCUCCUAAGAGGGACGGCCAUAACAAACGGGAUAAACGAACACAAAAAGCCUACCUCUAAUAGAGGCACAGCAAGAGCAUCUUCAACCCCAGCUGCAACAAGAAGAUGGUCGUCUGUUCACUGUCUUUCCAGCAUUCUACACUACCGGAGCACUCGUAUUCGGUGGUGGGCCGGUCGUUUUACCGCUACUGGACAAGAAACUAGUAGACACUGGCAGAAUAACGAGUUCAGAAUUUCUAGCAGGCCUUAGUCUUGGUCAAGGCAUUCCAGGUCCGAUGUUCAAUUUGGGCACUUUUCUCGGAGCGCUCUGCCUUCCGCAAAACCCUUUUUUAGGCGCAGUGCAAGGAUGUCUCGGAAUCUUCUUGCCUGGAGUGUUGCUGAUCUUUGGACUGUUUCCUUUCUGGAGCGCAUUGCGGGAGAAGUCGACGCUCUAUCAGAGUGCUUUACCAGGCAUGAACAGCGCAGCAACGGGACUCAUAGGCGCCAGCGUCUUCGUCUUGUAUCAUCAGUUGACCGACCAAGUCGCGGUAUUGCACGGAGGAGAUGACGCGAAGCCGAGUCUGUCCUUGGGUGCGUACAUUUAAGAGGACGAUGCUGGAUUCUUACACGUCGGAAGUUCUUCAGCUUCAGCAAACUCCUCUAGCUUAUUCACGUCAUCUUGUUUUUGUCUCUUUGACCUCCAGCUCGUCUAGUUCUUUCUUUCUCUCUCUCUCUAAUCUCCCGUCCCCGCCGUUGCUAUUAUCGGAGCCCUGAUGACGGAUGUUUUGAAGAUAUCGCAGCCCCUGGCGAUCAUCGGCGGAGGCGUCUUUACUGCGAUUUUAGGAGGAGCUGGCGUUCUUUGAGGAGGCACGAGUGAGGGUGUCUGAGGAAGGAUACACUACAGAGUUCUUGAGGUCAGAUCCGGUCGUGAAUGUUGUAUGUGAAGAUGGUUGAAGAAAAGCAAGGUUAUAGCGUUUUAUCUGUUGUAAGUAUUUUUUAGAAGAUGUAUUACGAGAGGAUAGACGGAUUCCAAGACACAACUUAACACAGACAAUCUGCGUGACACUGAGCAGGAGCAAGAACCACUAGUACGUGGUCUAAGUUGCUGAAAGUGGAGGAAACGAACAAGUUUGAUUGAUGCGGAUAACUAAUACCACGCCACCUACGUGAGCCGUAUUUGAAUUUUUGUCGCGAAGUUAGACUUGUUUCGUGUUUGUACAGCUGAGCUCUCAGACUGUUGUAAGCUUUAUGUUUGAGAGGGCGCAAAGAAAUCAUGAUGUAGUUGCUAGG
Amoebophrya sp. A25 is the source of this 2835-nucleotide messenger RNA. The record is from the annotation of a GenBank genome assembly. Lineage: Eukaryota; Dinophyceae; Syndiniales; Amoebophryaceae.